GUGACUGAUCUGUACGGUAUGCGGAAUGGGCCAAUCAUUCUAUUUCAACAGCACUAGUAGUGAUUCACUCUGCUCAUCGAGCGCAAAUAAGAGGAGUUGUUUGAGUGGUACAUACCGUUGACAGGUUAGACGAGAAUCCGAUGAAAACUAAGGAGCUGCAAAGCGUUCAGACGUGCUGGCGGGACGAUUUUACAGUAGGGAAAACUUGCGUAAGUGUACAUAAGCCGAAAGGAUUAAACAGAGAGUUUUCAAACGAGCGUUCUGCCGGUAAUCGAAAACAUGUGCCCGAAAACUUGACACUUUUGAGACGGGAGACGGACUUAUCCAUCGAUGCGAGCUUCGGUUCCGUCUCGGAUUCCCGAAGAGGAGAGAAAGGAGUGCCGGAGGAGAACCAUGAGUGUUGCGUCUCGCGGUGGGACAUGGAAAGAGUGUCGGAAGGAGGUGCCGUGACUCCAGGCACAGUUGCGGAGGAAAGUGUGGCCCAAUGCCUGAACACGCCAGAGUUUCUGCAGCUAGAGCAAUCCACAAACGCUUGCAUGUUCAGUUUCUCGUCUACAUUAGCCAAAGAAAUGACCAAAACGAGUGCGCUGAAAACCUCUGUGCAAGGACGCCGGUGUGGUACCUCUACGCAGAGGGAAGAGGAGCAAAAUCACCUCACUCCUUUGGAACAAACCUCAAGCCCGUUCACUGGGACUAUUCCUAAACUAAUAGUCACUUCUGAUGAUUUAGGUCCUGACCAAGACUGCGCGCACAAUCCGCUUAUCAGUGAUUUGACGCUCGGCAUGGGCAGGUUUUCACUGGACCUGCAUCCCGACGAGGACUCGCCCUGCUCGGACAGUGGCUGUGGGGGCUCCCCUGUGCCCUCUUUGCUCCACCGAAAGCUUUCCAGCUCCUCUUCUGCUGGAUUAUCCUCUGCUUCAUCGUUUGAGGAGUCGGAGGAUGAUUUCACAGGCAGUGACAAUGAGCCCAAUAGUCUGUCCCCCAGUAUAUGCAGAAUGUUUGGGAGUCCUGAUGAACUGGCAGGGACUAAAUCUUGGAGGAAGUUAAAGACCAUGGUACAUUGCUCACCAUUUGUGGUUUCCUUUAAGAAACAAUAUCCUUGGGUCCAGCUGGCCGGCCAUGCAGGUAGUUUCCAGGCGGGAGAGUAUGGAAAGCUAUUGAAGAAGUAUUGUGAAUGUGAGCAUCAGUGUCUCCAGAAGCUGAUGAAUGACCAACUCAGGCCAUUUGUUCCUGGUUACUAUGGUGUAGUGCAGCGAAAUGACCAGGACUACAACCUGAUGGAUGAUCUGCUUGCCCACUUUGACUCUCCUUCAAUCAUGGAUUGUAAGAUGGGAAGCAGGACAUACAUGGAAGAAGAGCUGGUAAAGGCACGUGAGCGUCCUCGCCUGAGAAAGGACAUGUAUGAGAAAAUGGUGGCUGUGGACCCAGGAGCACCCAGUCCAGAGGAGAGAGCCCAGCAGGCUGUUCUCAAACCCCGCUACAUGCAGUGGAGAGAGACCCUGAGCUCAACCACCACCCUUGGCUUCCGAAUAGAAGGCAUCAAGAAAUCAGAUGGUACAUGCAACACCAACUUUAAAAAAACCAAGCAUAAGGAGCAGGUGAUGAAGGCCUUGAAUGACUUUGUGGAUGGCAACACACAGUUACUGAGGAAUUACCUGCAGAGACUGGAGGAAUUGUGCAGCGCUCUGGAGACCUCAGAUUUCUUCAGGACACAUGAGGUGGUUGGGAGUUCUUUGCUUUUUGUGCAUGAUGCUUCAGGUCUGGCCCGAGUUUGGAUGAUUGACUUCGGUAAAACGGUUCCACUGCCACCUCCCCAAACCCUGGACCACCGCACGCCCUGGGUCGAGGGAAACCGGGAGGACGGGUACCUGUGGGGUCUGGACAACUUAAUUCAGAUCUUUGGUGACAUGCUACAGGACACUGCCUGUCCUUUACCCUGAUGGAUAAAGCAGACCUUCUCCAGCACUAAAGAUCACAUGGAGGAACAUGUUGAUUGAGGGAUGGCUCCUUCUCAAUAGUGGCGCAGAACAGAAGAUGUAAGGCCUGAGAUGACAGUGCUCUUUUCUCUGUGAUGUGAAAACAAAACCCAAAAGGGUGAAAAAACUGAAGUUGUAGACCAGCCUUUGGAAUUGGGUCAGCAAGUUCACAUGUUCUGCAAUUUUCUCUUGCGUGAGUGGCCAUGCAUGUACUGUACGCAGAAACUCCUCGACAGUCAAAAUACUCUGAUACCGAACCAAAACAUUUAGUGAAGAAAAACUUUGUUUUUGUGUUUUUUUUUUAUUUUUUAACUAUUACUGAGACUAACCUUUAUAGGAAUGGAGUGGCAAUGGAGAGCUGUGUGUCCUAAAACAGUUAUGUGUAUUCUUUUAAGAAUAUUUGCAAAGUUUUAUUUUCGUUUUACCAAAAGGUUUGUUGAAAACACUACUAGAAAUGUGCUUUACUCAGUUUAUUUUUCUUCAAUGCAAUUAUUGUACAUUUCUGUCUGGGUUUCCACCGUUGUGUAAAUAAUACUUAUUUACAGUGUGAUCUUAUACGAUUCUUUUUUACCAGAGUGAUGUUAAGAAAAACUUAAAAGUUAACUUCCGUUUCAAUUUCAAUUUAUUUCCAUAAUCUCUAAUUUAGUACCUCAUUUAUUUCAGAAAGAUGGUAUCUAACUGCUUUAAAUAACAGUUUUAAGGUCAAACAAAUGGGAGAUAAGACAUUAUCUGGAGCCUUCGGUUUGCAGUGUGGCUUGUCACUUCAAGCCAGAUUAAUUUGAUAUCUUCAUUUUGGUUGAUAACUGUGAUGUGUGAUAUUUCCAUGAUGCAUAUAUCUCCUAUAGACCAAGAAUGUUCAAAUUUUUAAGUUUCCACUUUUAAUCAUUUCAGUCUAUAUAGCUGUCCAAACAUUACUAAUAUAACUCUAAAUUGAAGUUCAAAAUGUAACGACUAACAAAUUUUAAAACGGAUUUCGAAUUUGUCAGAAGUGAAGUGGUAUUAAUUUGUGAAACAUUCUUGCUCUAUAUCUAACUUCUUUGCCCAUGACAACGAAAGAUAGAGGACUUCAUCAGGAUUGUAUUUUAGACUAUUUACUAAGUAGAUGGUACAGUGUUAGAGUUCUUAAAACUAGCCACAGUAACAAAGAUACAAAAACUACCGGACAAAGUUUGGAAACACUUACUCAUUCUUUAUUAUAAUUGUUUUUUUUGUUUGUUUUUUUGUUUUUUCACAUUUAGAAUUAUAGUAAAGUCAUUAAAACUAUGGAAUAACAUAAAUGGAACUAUGGAAAUUAUGUUGUGACUAAACAAAAUCCAAAAUAAAUCAAAACUGUGUUAUAUUUUAGCAUCUUCAAAGUAGUCACCCUUUGCCUAGAAUUUGCAGAAAUGUACUCUUGACAUUUUCUCAACCAACUUUUUGAGGUAUCACCCUGGGAUGCUUUUUAACAGUAUUGAAGGAGUUCCCAUCUAUGUCGGGCACUUAUUGGCUGCUUUUCUUUAUUAUUUGGUCCAAGUCAUCAAUUUCAAAAACUUUUUUUUAUUUUUAUUAAAUUUGAGUUUUAUAAUGAAAUAAAUUAAUAUGGUGGCACAAUUAUAUUUUUGUCUACAAAACUAAUUUUAAACAUUUAAGCAUACGCCUUCAGAUCAAAAGAUUUUUAAGAUCAUGUGAAACAUUUCAGUCAAGUGUUUCAAAACUUUUGACCGUUAGUGUAAGCUAACAAGUAUGAUUGAUCUCAUCAACACUCUACAAUUCUAUGUGCUUCAACUGAAUAGUUUGACCUGUUAAAUUAAGUUUUGUUUUUUACACUUGGUAACUUAUUUUCUGAGGUGAUCUCUCAGACUGACUGUUUGCAGUGAUAACCUAGCACAGUUUUAGUCAUGGUUUAGUUUCUGCGUUAGCCAAAUGUGUGCAAUGUGUGCAAGUGUAGUAUAAUUGGGUUUCAAAGGUUCGCCCUCUUUAUCUGCACCACCAACCAUUUAGAAGCCUAAAUGUUUCUAGAUCACUUUCCUAGCUUUUGUUUAGUACAUCAUUAAGCCCAAAUGACCUCCACAUCACAGCAGGCGCUCCUGGACUACAGCUUGAUAUUCAUGAUGACAUCAAAAAAUUGUAUUUGCUUGGAGACCAAAUCUGACAGGUUAAUCUCUGAAAUUAUCUAAUGGAAAACUGUGUAGCAUAUCAGCUGAUGAAAAUUGUGGCCGCUGAUGUCAUCCACAUUCAACCCGAUCUCAUGAAAAUUCAUACAUAAUUUAGGAGUUGGCUAUUUCGUAUGGUCUCGCACAAGGUUGUUCGCAUAAACUCGUACGACUUCAUCACUUGCAAAUUCCCGGAUGUCUAACACGGAAAUAAGUUAAUUGUCACGUAUUAGAUGGAAACGAUGUCCAGCGACGUCAUUGGCUGUAGUGAAAGUCAUAGGAAUUCAAACGAGUGCAGUCACACGACAACAUACGAAUUAGCCAAAUUUAGAAAAGUCGUACGAAUCCUUACAAUUUAGCCGUGAGAGUGUGUUAUCCACAUUUGUUCUCAAAUUAGGUGCUGUGUAAGUGUGAGAGAAAAAGAAAAAAACUUUUUCAAUCGAGCCUGUUUGCUUCAUGCCACAGGCUGUAAUCCAGAAAUAUUUGAUUUUAGAGAUAGACAUUAGAAGAUAAUAUCCUCUUGCACAAUGCCACAAACAUAUUAAAGUUAUUAACUCACCUAGCCAGCUUGAGUUAUGUUGACAUUUGUUUACAGAACAUACCGCCAUUUGUUUUUCUUUCGAGUGUUAGAGCUUCACAGAUUGUAGUUCUUUGGAUUUGUGAAGAUCUGCACACUGUCUGCUGGUUUAUCUGUCAACAUUCUAGCACAACAUUCCAGUAUGUUCAUUCUGAAUGUGGAGACAGUGCUCAUAAUCAAACAUUCCUCUCUGAGAUCCAUUGCCUUGUUUACAGAUAAUAUUAAGUAUUAUGCAUUGUUCAAAUUGUUAAAACUUGUUUCGAACUACUGUACUGCAUGUUUUAAGAUGGAUGGUUUAUGCAGGGAAGAGAAAUGGCUAGUGUACUGCCUCGGUGGGUUGUCUUGGCCUAUUUUGUACAAAGUGAGACAAAAGUUUAUUUGCAAUAGGGACAUUCUGUGCUUCUGUACUCAAAUGUCCUUAAAUGUCUGUUGUCUUGAAAGCCAAUCCAAUAAACUGGAACUAAUAUUA
Myxocyprinus asiaticus (Chinese sucker) is the source of this 5154-nucleotide messenger RNA. It is a transcript of the gene itpkcb, whose product is annotated as inositol-trisphosphate 3-kinase Cb. The transcript has 7 exons. Gene Ontology annotation, biological process: inositol phosphate biosynthetic process. The coding region runs from base 141 to 1940 and encodes 599 amino acids. Gene Ontology annotation, cellular component: nucleus; cytoplasm. Lineage: Eukaryota; Metazoa; Chordata; Actinopteri; Cypriniformes; Catostomidae. Gene Ontology annotation, molecular function: inositol tetrakisphosphate kinase activity; inositol-1,4,5-trisphosphate 3-kinase activity. The record is from RefSeq and is a predicted model, not a curated record.